CACCCAAGAGAUACAGUUGGAGUUAGUGCUGGGGUGGGACACGUGACUGAUAAAGAGUGGAGAGAUCCUAAAUAGAAAGAUGAAUAUAGGCCAACAAACACCACGUCUCCAUGUCCUUUAUCACUCAAUAAUUUUUUGGAGCUGGUAGGAGAAGAAUACAGAAGUCACAUCAUUAUUGGUGUUCAGCUCACAUAUAUGGUCCAAUCUUUUUUUACAUGUAUGUCCAUUGUCCAGGCAUAUUUACAAAUGAUAUGUUCUGGUAUAACUCACUUUUUAACCGUAAACAACAAAGUUAUUAAGAUUUUUUUUCUUUCCUAUAAUCUUUUUCAAUCAAAAGCAGAUAGAUUUAUUUUGCACACUUGCAUUCUCGUGUGUUGCGAGCCAUAACGGAGACACUGCCUGGUGGGAUCGACAUGAUCUAUCUAAAAGGCGAAACAUGAUCUAUCUAAAACGCUUUUGCCUUUUUCCAUUAGCCCUUGAAAGGCUACACACAUGUCACUUUUACAACACAAGAAACUCGUAAAGGCACAACACAAAUAUCAACAAAGACUAUGGCUCUGAAUGGUAACAAUAGGACGAGCGGUGCGGAAUGAGCGGAUUAGAUACUGCGGUAUGAAUAAAGUGCGGUUUUGUUAACUGUGGAAUAUUAACGGUUAUAAAAAGUAAAAGCGGUAUAUAGUAAAAUGUGAAUGCUAACAAAAAUGAAAUGCGGUAUAAAACCAAUAGUAGAACGGUAAAAAUAUUAUAAGCGAUGCGGAAUACAAAUUAAAAUUAAAUAUAAUAAUAUAACAAAAUAUAAUUAUUACUAAUAAAUAUAUGAUAAAAUUCAAUUCUUUUUAUGACACAAUAUAAACAAAGAUACUAUCAAAAAUGUAAAUUUACCCACAACAUAUUUGCAAUUUUAUCUAUCAUUCGAACCAUAUAUUCGCCAUCUACUGCAUUUGUACAUUUGAUAUUUCUGUAUCAUCUAAAUCGUUGUCUUAGCAUGUGUUGUUUAUUAUCUUCUCUAUCAAUACUUGAACAAAAUCUGCAUCUCAAAAUUAGAAAUUUUGAUAAUAUUAUGUAGCCCCAUUGUACAUUAAUUUACAUGAUAUAUUCUAGACAAGUACAUUUUUCUUAAAUUAUUUAAUAUAAAUAACUAAGUUUGAUAUAUAUUAGUAUAUAUUUUGUAUAUUACAUAGUUUUUGUCUUUCUAAAAUGACAUUUUCUGCUUAUAAAUGAAAAUUAGAUUAAUAUAUAUUUUAAACUUAAUUAUUUAUAUUUAAUAAAAUAAAUAAAUUGAAAUGAAAAAGUUGAAAAGAAAGAAAAAAGCUCACCUACACAUCAAACCGCACCGACUUAUCUUCUUAUGCGUUUCAUGUCCAGGUCGUAGACCACACUUCCAAUUCUAUUUUUUUUUCUUUUUUCUUUUAAUCACAAACCACACUAUGUGUUAUGUGUGUGUGUUUAAGAUGAAUGGUUACAGAAAUGAAAAUACGCAUGCGUUUACUUGUAUCCACUACAAACAUUGAUAACCUAUUUCUUAAUAUAAAAAUAUACUAAAAAUUAUAAUGUUUGAGGGAUGAUAAGAAGAAGAUCAGAGCCUCGUUUUCCUUUCUUUCGACUGAAAUUUCUUUUUCAUUUCGUGUCCUUAACUACAUUAAACGCGUUAUCCAUGGAUCUGGUUGAAAUAAACAGAUGGUGCACUUAUCCGAUCUAGUAUAUACAUAUAUGUUUGAUGUCAGCAUUAAAAAUAGCGUAUGGAUUCUUAGUCAACUAAGGUUUAACUUGAGUUGAAGAGACGAAUCCAACCAACUUGUAUGACAAAUUUGUCGAGUGUUGCGUCUAUUCCAUCGUGUCAUCUGAACUAAAAAAAGCUUAGAUAAUGGAUUUAAACAUAUUAUAACAAGUUAAUUCAGUAAAACUUCCCUAGAUAUACAUAAUGAACUGAUUCGGUUCAGUUUUACACGGUUCCGGCUAAUUAUUUUACGUCACCACUACACGUACCAUUUCCUCAGGGAGGCUCCUUCUUAGAAGAAAUGAAAAUAGAAUAUUCCCAAUCCCACUUAUUCUAACAUGUAUGACUUUUUAACAUCUAAUAUAUAGAAUAGUUGUAGUUUGCAUGACUUAUAUAUCGAAAUCAAGAUUAAUCUUAAAAUACAUAUACAACUGGUAUGAAUUAUACACUAAUAUAAACUGAAAUAGUGAGAUAUAAAAUGACAUUUUAACAAUACCAAUGUGAUUUUAUAAAAUGAAAAAUGUAAAAUGAAAAAAAACAAUCAUUAAAAAUAAAAGAACAAAUUGAAAAAUAAGAGAAAAAUAAGUCAAAUUAAAUUUAAAUCUCAUAUCAGCAAUUUCAUUGUCUCCAUGUAUUCAAAAACUCAAUAACCAGAAUUUAAAAGACCACUGAAAAGUUUAGAGAUAAAGUUUAAUAUAGAUAGCUUGUCAUAAAAGUCGAGAGACAUUGCAAAACUCAUUUCACAUUCAUAAUAUAAAACUUCGACGACUUGGUCUUCUUCUUUGUGUGUGCGUUUUGAUUGGCAAGUCUUCGUCAUCUCCCAUUGUUCAACACGAGGGAAAAGUCGUGAGACUUCGUCUUAUUCCAUUGAAUUAUUUAAACAGGUGAAUAAAAACUCAUGAGACUUAUCUUCUCUCAAUUUGCUUUCUCAUGGAUGAUUCAGAUAUCAAAAGGCUGGGCGAGAUCCUUAUUACAGCGGAGGAGGAGGAGUGGUUGAAUACACCUGAUGAACAUGAUCAGACCGAAACAUCUACCCACCAGAGUUAUGUAACCAUUCUGAAAGAAGGAGAUAUCCGAAGUCGUAUGAAAGAGGAGAUCCAACGUGUUUCAAAUACUUACUCAAUCUCCGAAGACGACGCCACGCUUCUGCUAGCUCACUUCCGCUGGGAUGAUAUUGAACUUCAUAAGAAAUGGUCAGAUAACGCUAAAAGUGUUAGAGAAAGCGUCGGAAUAUUUGAGUUGGAGAGACCACUUGAUUUACCUUCUGACGACAAAAAUUUCUGUUGCGGAAUCUGCUUCAAAUUACUCUCACUUGAGAGGUCUGCAUCGGUCUCAUGUGGCCAUCGUGUAUGCAAGUUCUGCUGGAGAAGUCAUAUCAACAAAAGCAUCAAUAAGAUUGCAGAUGUUGACUGGUAUGGGACAUUAAAAUGUCCAUACGAUAUUUGUCGAGCUUCCGUUGGUGGAGACAUGAUAGAGAAAUUUGCUUGCGAGGAAGAUAAGACUAAGUACUAUCGAUAUCUCUUUAGAUCUUACGUUGAAGGCAGCAAAGUGAUAAAAUGUUGUCCUGCUAAGGGGCGUAGCUGCGAUGUUCAUCUUACUCCUGGUUCCGGAAACUUUGAUGUCUUAUGUCUCUGCCUGCUUAGUUUCUGUUGGAAUUGCAGCAAGGACGUUCACAGUCCCAUGGACUGUGAAUCAGCUGCAAAAUGGUUAAGAAUGAACAGUUCUGAUUACCAAGACCCCAACUGGGUACGACAGAACACGGUGCCUUGCCCUAGGUGUAACCUAAGGAUCAGAGAAAAUCAAGAUUGUUCACUGAAGAUGAGAUGCUUUCCACCUUGUAACUAUGACUUCUGUUGGCGCUGCCGUGGUCAAUGGACUGAACAUGGCUUAGAUUUAUACACUUGUACCCAUGAUGAGUAUGAAGAGACUGUUUUUGGGAAUAUGGCAGAAUAUGCUGCAGGUAGAUACAAAGACUGUCAUGAAAAGUGGAUGAGUAAUGAAUCGUUGAUGCAAAAAGCAAAAGCAAAACUCCAGCAAUUACACACUGAUGUUAUUCCGGAUUUAAGUAACAAACAGUUAGCAACUGUACAUCAGCUUGAGUUCGUUGCGGAAGCUUGGUCUCAGAUCAUGGAAUGUAGAAGGGUCUUGAAAUGGACUUAUGCUUAUGAGUAUUACCUAGGAGAGGACCAGGUCGAAAAGCAAGAUUUCUUGAAGCUUAAGCAAGACAAUGCAGAGAUUCCUCUGGAGAAGCUCCAUUACCAUGCAGAGAAUCAACUGAAUAUGUUGCUUGACUCAGAUGGACCAUCAGAGAAUUUUAAUAAAUUCCGCAGCGAUUUAACUGACUCAACUAGAAUAACGAGAAAUCACUACGAGCUUCUUCUAAGAGAUCUUGAAGAUGGCUUAAGUAAUGUUGUCGGUGCUUCAACGUCGCAAAGGGCACAUAACGAGGAUGAUGCUAGUGGUUCGAGCAGUAUACAUGACGAUUAAUCGAGGCCAAAUUGUUGAUGAUUUAUUUUGAUGUUUAAAUUGCUAAAUAUUUAUAGGAAAUCAUUGGAUUUCUCAUGUCUGAUAUGAACUCUGUUUCGUUUUGGAUAUAUCUCAUAAUCUUCAUUCGCUAUUCAUACAAGACACACAAGGACCAGUUUUUGUAGACAGAAAAACCUAGAAGAGUUUUAUACUUUUACUUCCAA
This is a messenger RNA of Brassica rapa (field mustard), 4407 nucleotides long. Its product is annotated as probable E3 ubiquitin-protein ligase ARI12. Lineage: Eukaryota; Viridiplantae; Streptophyta; Magnoliopsida; Brassicales; Brassicaceae. Gene Ontology annotation, biological process: protein ubiquitination. Gene Ontology annotation, molecular function: zinc ion binding; ubiquitin-protein transferase activity. The record is from RefSeq and is a predicted model, not a curated record.